AACGCGUUGUUAGCUCGGCAACGAAACGCACAGAUGUAGUAGAAAUGGUUCGUAUAAUAGCGUUUUAGGGUGGAUUACCCGUAGCGAAUACCAAAAUAGCUAUAGCCCGAAAGGAACAAAAGACAACUGUAAGAGGUCUGAAAGCGAACAUUAUGAGGCUAUGACCCCGACUCGCCGAAGACAUACAUACGUUUCUGUGGAGCACACUUUACACAUAAGGCUUCUUGUCUGGCCUUUUUACUCUAAGGACCAACUACCCCUGCUGUUCUGUUUCCUGUCAUACACGCUCGAUGGUGUUUUGAGCCCUCAACGUCGUCUUCAAGGCAGCGGCUGCCUGGAAGGUGGCUGGAAGGUGGUCCCGCCCCCAAAACUCUGAGCCAAUCAAUGCGCUACCCACUUGGAGCGCAUAUUCAAACUUUCUGUUUAGCGCUCUCAUUCCACCUCUCAACCAACUGUGAAAGCUCCACAUUUUCAAAGGCAAUGGAGAAGCAUUGGCUGAAGUCAAUCGAAGAUGGCUUAAAGAAGGAAAGGGACCCUAGAAUAAAGCGAUCCUUUGAUAUUCUUGAAGAGAAUAUUCCUGAGGAUGUUUUCAUGAGGAAUCGCCUUGAUAGGAUAAAUGAAAUGGAGAAAGGAAGAUUCCUUUAUAAAAAAAAAAGACCAAAUGUAAUUCAGUGGAGGUGUGAGCGAUCCCGCCAUUCAACCGGAUCGUCAACGGGAGAUCCAAUGAAGACAAGGGCAAAUUCUUGCCCAGCGUAUGUGUCCUUUCAGUUCGUAAGCUCAGUCAGUUUUCGAGGUUGUAUUGUCAGAGAAAUGUGCGAACACAGUGGCCAUGACCUCACCAAUAUGGAAGAAAAUGCAAUCAAUCGCAUCAAUGAGGAUUUGGUCGAAUUCAUCCAUGACUGUAUUUCCAAAGGGGUCUCUAAUAGUGCCAUUCUAUUGAAAGCCACGGACUGGUCACAGAGGCUUGGAAAAACGAACCUUGGGGACAGAACAUACUUUGUCACUCCAAAGGACAUUGUUGGAAUAAGAAGAAGCUUCAACAAAUACAUUAAUUUGGAUGGCAAUGACUGUAUAUCAGUGGCAAAACUCAUGAAGGCUGACCUGAAAGACAGUGUUUUACUGUACCAACCACUGUCACAUAGUGAAGACCAACCCCUCAUCAUUGUCUACAGUUCAGCAUGGCAGCUUGAGCAGCUGAAAAAAUUUGGAGGGAAGAUGAUUUUUUUGGAUGCGACCUAUAAAAGUGUCACCCAGUAUGGCUUUGCUUUUUAUGCUGUCAUGGUCAAAAAUGAUGAGGGCAAAGGAAUACCUGUGUCAUUUUUUAUUUUGAGUCAAGAGACAUCCUCAACAUUAGAGAUUUGUCUUACCAAGCUUAAAGAGGCAGCAGAUCUCACACCAAGAUGUGUUAUGGUUGACCGGGAUCAGAAAGAAAUCAAGGCAAUCAAGACUGUCUUUCCACAUGCAUCUGUGUUGCUUUGCUGGUUUCAUGUACUUCAGGCAAUCCACCGUUGGGUUGUUAAACAAGAUGGAGGCCAUGUCCAAGAUCCAGCUGUGAGAAACAUCAUCGUUCAAGGAAUAUUUUCUCUAAAGCAAUGUCGCACAGAGAGAGUAUUCCACGAAACUGCUAAGAGAGUCCUUGAACAAAUCAAGACGGCAACCGGGGCGACCAGAGUGUCAAAAUACCUCCGAGAGACCUGGCUGCAUUGUGGGGCUAUGUGGGCCAACUUUGGCCGAAUGUUUUUCCACCACCAAAGUGAGACCAACAAUGCUGUGGAGAGGUUUUUCAACGGAUUGAAAUACAAUUUCCUUGGAGGAUAUUGCAACAAAAGAUUGGAUGACCUACUACUAAUCCUCCAUAACCAUGUGGUGAAGUACUACGGCCAACUUGAUGAGCUCGUUAAUGCUGGUCGAGCCCCCACAAAAGGAUCCCAAGAAAGUGUCAUAUCAGCUGAAAGGAUGAGGUCUCAUGGGCUCGACCAAAACAUCCAGUAUUUGUCUGAGGCCCGCUUCAGUGUACCCUCAGAAAGCAAGCCUGAUGUGUUUUAUGAAGUUGACUUACUGUACAGUGUUUGCCAGUGUCCAGUCAAUGGACAAGGUCAGAAAUGUAAACACAUAGUGUUAGCUCAGAUGGUGUCUGAUGGUAUGAUUGACACAGCUGCACUCAGAGAAGACACAGCAAAUAUGCUAUGUGCAACCAACAGUUUUGUAAGUGAUGAGACAACAGUGAUGGUGCAAAAUGGAGAAAAUGUGGGUAUUGUGAAUCUUGCAAAACAGCAGUGUUCUUGCUUGGCAAGCAGUUAUGGGGAAGUAUGUGUGUGUCUGUUGGUGGCCAACAAAAUUAGUGAAUCAACACUGUCAACCACUGCCUCACAGCCAACCACACCUGUGGACCAGGAAAAUAUAGAAACAGAGAGUGAGCCACCAGUUCACCAGGCAAAAUACUGCAUUAAGGACAUGAUUUAUGAUUUGAGGAAUUGGUGUGAGUCAGAGGAGUAUCAGCCAUCACUUGGCCUUUAUACAGCAGUGAAACAUACACACCAGCUCGCCUUUGGCCGCUUCAAAACGGUCUUUAACAAAAGAAAGACUGAGCGACUGCACAAAUACAGGAAACACAUUGAACUUAGCAAAAGACGAAUUGCAAACUAUUCAAAGACAGACCACAACAAGCGGCAGAUACAAACUGUCCAUCACGACGGGGCAUUUAAGCGCAAGCGAAGACAGCGAACCCGUAAGUAGUCUUUCCCCAGUUUUCCGACCUGUCCCACACUGCCCCAAUAUAGUGUAUUAAAUUCUGCCAUCCUUAGCCCUUACUAAGCUGUUUGUGUGUGAAAUUUUAUUUUUACCAUUUUCACAUUAUUCUGUACCAACUUGGUUACUGUGUGUAUGAGGGUUGUACUUGGCUUUUAUUUUCAAUAAAGAAUACGUCACACCCCA
Molecule: messenger RNA, 2934 nt
Organism: Clupea harengus (Atlantic herring)
Lineage: Eukaryota; Metazoa; Chordata; Actinopteri; Clupeiformes; Clupeidae
Molecular function (GO): zinc ion binding
Source: RefSeq, a predicted model, not a curated record